AUGUGGAGGCCUCUGCCGCUAGCCAUGCUCCGCGCGUAUGGCGAGCUCGUGCGGGCGCUGCCACGGGCGCCUUCCGAGGUGGCACGCACUCUUCUGGCACACAAGUCGCUCGAGGGUACUCUGAAAGUGUUGCUUCAUCAGAUCUCCUAUCUCGUAUGCGAUGCUACGGAGCUACCGGAUGGCGUCGCCGUCGAUCUGCUCAUGGUGCUACAGAGCCUGUACGAACACGGGGACCCCUCCCUCUUGCAGGGCCUGGGCGGCCGUGAGGCCGCGAUUGAUGCAGCCGUGCUGGGACAUGCGUACCAUAUCGAUACGCUCGCCCUCGUGCACGCUCUCUGGCCCCGUAUCGACUGGGCCGAGUGGUGCGGCGUGGCGCUUGCAGCCCUCUCGACGGCCGUGGACCGUUUUUUCCAUGUGCCAUGGAACGAGGGCGUGCGCCGUAUGCGUCGUUCGGCUAUCCUUGCUCAGGCUAUGCUUGCCACCGUGCCCACUGUGUCGCUCCCUUCCAGCCUGGACGGCCCUGCAUGGGGCAGCAUAUUGGGCCGCGCCUACCAUCACACACUCGCUUCGCGGCGCAUUCCACCAGACGAGGCGUCCUCGUCCGCGAGUCCGUGGCCCACAGCAUGGCUCGCCGCCAAGGUUGAAUUCCUGGAAUUGGCCGACGAGGUGCUUCUGCGCACGCCUACUGCCGAUGCUGAGCCGGUCCUUGCGGCGAUGAACGCCUGCGCGGAGGAUGUGCCGGACGCCGUGGCUCUCGUGGACGUCUCCCUUGUGGCGGACCUGCAGGCAGCGUCGCCCCGUGCUACUCAUGUACUGGACGCCAGUCCUACACCGUUCCCAGGCAUGGCCUGGGCCGCCGUGCGCCAGGCUCUUGCGCCGGAGACACGGACAGACCCUGCACUAGUCGAUAUGGUGCUUGCUAUCCUCCCUCACCUGUCCCGGCCUAGCGUAGAGAUGCGCCUCGCCAAGCCGCGGUACCAAGGCAUGUCCCAGGAGGCGAUUAUGGAGGCGUUCCUCGACGACCCCGAUGGCCUGCACGACUUGGACGACGACUACGACCCGUGUGCUGCGGCAUCUCGCGACACGGAAGGGCGCGAGGACGAUGCGCCGCUGUCCUCGGACCUUAAGAAAGCGAUCCUUGCAGCGGCCGAGGCGACCGACGCUCUCGAGGAGGAGUGGGAUAUCGGUACAGAGCUGACACCGGUUCAGCAGGCCGAGCGUGUGCUGCUACAGGCGUAUCUACAGGAUGCGAGCAUGUUUGCUCGUACUAAGAGUGCGCGAGCAUCGCCCCUCCGCACGGAGCUGCGCGAGUCGCUUGCGUCGUUGGGGGCGUGGGGCGACGACCAAAUCGAGGGCUGGGCCGUCAUGCUGGAGCGGAAUCCACGCAAGCAGGACAUGCUUGCGCAGGCGCAGCGCAUGGUGGCACCCAAUAUGAACCAAGCUAGUCAAUCCAGCUGGGGCCCCGACAAGCUCAAGGGCGGGCGUGUGCCGAGUGCGCCACGCGGGGGGCGCCGGGGUCGUGGUGGGGGUCGCGCGCCCGGACGUGGCCGUGGCCGCGGCCGUGGUCAUUAG
Molecule: messenger RNA, 1572 nt
Organism: Malassezia sympodialis ATCC 42132
Lineage: Eukaryota; Fungi; Basidiomycota; Malasseziomycetes; Malasseziales; Malasseziaceae
Gene: CUE3
Product: Cue3p
Source: RefSeq, a predicted model, not a curated record